This is a messenger RNA of Thyridium curvatum, 2454 nucleotides long. RefSeq lists its product as uncharacterized. The coding region runs from base 1 to 2454 and encodes 817 amino acids. The record is from RefSeq and is a predicted model, not a curated record. NCBI's taxonomy places the organism in Eukaryota, Fungi, Ascomycota, Sordariomycetes, Thyridiales, Thyridiaceae. The transcript is spliced from 13 exons.
AUGCCGGCUCAAACCCGCUCUUCUCACGUCUGCAAGUGGGAUGCCUCGGUCGCAAUUGACAUUGGAACAACUUUCUCCGGCUACUGCAUCAUCCAACGAUCUGCAUGCGAGCAGCACGCCCUCGAUCACGAUGAGGAGGUUAUUUGUCCCGUCAAGUUUCCUACUCGUCUUGCCAGAGACGAGAACACCGACACCAUCACGUUUGUGGGACCUGACCCACCUUCGUCUGCCAAUGAAGGAACACGUCAGGAGUAUAAAAACUUCAAGCUUGCUCUUAUGGCCGACGAGGAAUGGGAUCCGUCGGCGAACAAUGCCAAUCCGGCACUCUUGGGGUUUCUGCGAGACUGCCUUGGGUCAUUUGAGACCCCUGGCAGUUCCUCUGAACUGAUCGCAACCUCCCUGAAGGGUCUCUGGGAUCUCGCCUUGGCAGAGCUCGAGCAGUUGGAAGUCGGUGCUCAGCGGACCAGGGGUCAACUCCAGGUCAUUAUCGCAUAUCCACACUACUGGGACACCUGCGGCCUUGCCAAGGGUAGGUUUGAGGAAGCCCUCAGACUGGCAGGGCUGAAAGGCUCUGGUGAUCCCCCCAAUGUCCUCCUCAUGACAGAGCACGCAGCUGCCGCAUGGUCGGCAGCACAUGAUUUGCAGACCUUGCCCGAGGUCGAAGUUCAGCCCGGUGAUCCCAUCAUCAUCACCAAUUGCGGCGGUAUCAACAUCGAUGUGAUUGCGAUCAACUACCCGGGCAUAGACUCAAGCCCUGAGACGGCGGAACCUUCUGGUGCCCAUUACAUUCUCGAUGGGUCAGUAGCGAUCGACUUCAACUUCGACAACCUGAUCACGCAGUCCAUCGAGCGUGUGACUGGCAAGACCGAGGAAGACUGGACACCUGAGAUCCGCGGGGAGAAACAGCAUGCUUUGGAUAAAUGGAUCAAGGACAAGCCCAAUUUCACGGCACUGGAUUUGAUGACGGGCUCAUUCAAGUACAAGGUUGAAGGCAAGCCCUUCUCCAUCCACCGGGACGACAUGAUAUCCAUCUUUCGGCCUGCGAGCCAGGCCAUUGUGAAAUCCAUCGUUGCCCUUUGCCGCAAGCCGGAGUGCAAGAGCCCAAAGGUUGUAUUCAUGACGGGAGGACUCUCGCUCAACCCCCAGAUCCAGGCCAUGGUGCGUCACGGCUUGAGGUGCGACUUGGGAGACGAGUGUCCUACGGUUCUAGUUCGGGAGGACCACCACAUCUGGAACGCAGUCCAGUAUGGAGCUGCUCGUCGUUCCAGCUAUCGUGUCGUCCUACGAAGCGCCUGCGAGCAGCACCCCUGGCUAGACCAGACUAUUUGUCCACUCGAUUUCCCCACUCGUCUCGCUAUCAGCCAGUCCACCGGUGCAGUCAAGUUCGUAGGACCCGAUGGACGUUCCCCGGCGCUCCAAGUUCCACCCAUGCUGUACCAGGAUUUUAAGUACUUGACUCUGCCUCUUGUGCUGGGAGGCGACUGGGCUACGGCUUCGAGCAAUGCCGAUCCAGCACUACUGGAGCAUCUGCGUGGCUACAUAUCUAAUAUCAAUACCACCAUGGAUGCCGCUCAGUUGGCUUCGAUCUCUCUGAAGGGUCUCUGGGAGCUCGCCCGGGGAGAUAUCCAGAUGUUCGAAGCCCAGGGAGUGAAGUGCCGCAUCAGCGUCGUCAUCACAUAUCCGAAUGGCUGGGAUAGCGGUGUCAAGGGUAGGUUCGAAAACGCUGCUCAUCUCGCUGGUAUCGCUGGCUUUGCUGAUAGCCUCGCCUUCAUUCCGGAGCAUGAGGCUGUAGCGCGGGCUAUGCCGAGUUGCCUGCUUGCCCACCCGUUGCCACUCAUUAAGGCGGGUGAUCCCAUCAUCGUUGUCAAUGGCGGCGAUGUCACUAUCGAUGUGACUGCAAUCAACCUCCCGACUACAGGCUCCAGUCCCGACACACCCGCCUCGUCGGGUACUAAGUGCCUCCUCAAUGGCUUGUUCGGGAUGGACAUCAACUUCUGGAAGUUGAUUACGAAGGCGCUCGAGCGUUCGACUCGUAAGACCGAGCAAGACUGGUCUCCGACGACCCAUAAGGAGAGAGCGGACGCUUCCGCUCGCUGGGACAAGGUGAAACUUAACUUCUCAGCCACAUCUUUGAGGGGGUUUUUCCAGUACUCCACUGCUGACGGCCGGCCUGGGAGUAUCCAUCGGGACGAUCUUAUCACUUCUAUCUUUAGGCCAGCGACACUGCCUAUCGCGGAUGCAAUCGUCGACUUUUGCCGAAGGCCGGAGUGCAACAGCCCUAAGGCUGUCGUCCUGGUGGGACCAAUGUCGCAAAACCCCGAAAUCAAGGAAUUUGUGCAGUGGGGCAUGAGGCAAGCCCUGCAAGCCCCGGGCCCUCCGAUCUUUGUUCUUGACGAUUUCUCGUGCAUUGUACCUCGUGGAGCCGCCGAAUACGGCCUGUCUCGGUUGAACUAG